Messenger RNA from Arachis stenosperma, 1203 nucleotides. RefSeq lists its product as uncharacterized. The record is from RefSeq and is a predicted model, not a curated record. The transcript has 4 exons. Lineage: Eukaryota; Viridiplantae; Streptophyta; Magnoliopsida; Fabales; Fabaceae. The coding region runs from base 1 to 1203 and encodes 400 amino acids.
AUGGGUUCACAGAGACAAGGCGUACGGGAAGGAAUUCCUAAUGUUAACUACGAGAGGGAACAGGAAACGUUUAUGGCUACCAUGAACGACAUGGCUGAAGUAGUGCGUGAAGCUGUUGUAGGAGCGGCUAGGGCUGUUGAACGUCUUGGAGUGAGAAAUGGGGACGAGAAUGGAUACGGAGAAGAUAAUGGAAAUGAUGAGAAUAACUUAGGGCAUCUCGAAAGACCUAUGACCCUUGCGACUUUUCUGAAAGUUAAACCGCCUAAGUUUAAAGGUACACUUGUUGCGACUGAUGCUGACAAUUGGUUUCGAGCUAUUGAACGAUCACUGCGAGCGCAGCAUGUUCCGGAAGGCCAGCACGUGGAGUUUGCUACUUAUAUGCUGGAAGGAGAAGCUGAGCAUUGGUGGCAGGGGAUACAACGACUGCUGCAACAAGAUGAAGGCGAUAUUCCUUGGAAUACUUUUAAGGACGAAUUUUAUAAGAAGUAUUUUCCGAGGGCAGCUCGUGAUGCUAAGGAGAUGGAACUUAUGCAGCUGAAACAGGGUAAUACAACUAUUGCAGAAUACACCCGUAAAUUUGGUGACUUGUGCCGUUUCUCCAAGAUUUGUCAAGGGGAUCCUGCUGACCUUGAAGAAUGGAAGUGCUUGAAGUUUGAAGGAGGCCUUUGUGUUGAUCUGAUGAUCAACAAGAGCAAGUUAGUGGAAGAAUGUAUUAAGAAAGUGACUGUGGCUAAAGUGAGUCGCCAAGGAUUUCCACCAAGGCGUCUUAGCAAUCAUCAGACAGCUGGGAGAAGUGUGCAUUUUAAAGCACGUGGCAUACGACAGUGUAAGAACCUACAAGUUGGUAACAUUACUGAUCGCCGUAUGGGUAAGAAUGGAGGUCUUGCCAGUUUGGAUCACCUAACUGCUAUGCUUGUAGAGAACUUGGACAUAUUGCCAAGGAUUGUCCAAAGGGAUUUACUCGAAAUCCAGUUAGCACUCAACAACAAGGACGAGUGUUUGCUAUCACUAUUGACAAUGUUGUGCAAUCGAACACCCUCAUUCAAGGUGAAAGAAUUUCCUGAUGUUUUCUUGGACGACAUACCUGAGUUUCUUCCUCAGCAAGAGAUAAAAUUCAGCAUUGAUCUAGUACCUGGAACCGGACCGAUUUUCAUAGCACCGUACCGGAUGUCACCAUUGCUUGCAGAGCUGAAGAAGCUAUGA